This is a messenger RNA of Schistocerca americana (American grasshopper), 798 nucleotides long. RefSeq names its product 26S proteasome non-ATPase regulatory subunit 10-like. The transcript is spliced from 3 exons. The coding region runs from base 1 to 798 and encodes 265 amino acids. Gene Ontology annotation, molecular function: protein binding. The record is from RefSeq and is a predicted model, not a curated record. Lineage: Eukaryota; Metazoa; Arthropoda; Insecta; Orthoptera; Acrididae.
AUGGCGGCGCCGUCGGUAGAGGCGGCGGCGUCGGAGGCACCGAAAAUUGGAUGCUUAGCAGCUUCAGCCACCUCAGCCCACGACUCCACCGACGGUGCCUCUGCUGUUCCCGCCUACAGUGUGGGCUCCCUGGCCUGCACCUGUGGUCCGGUCUGCCACGCCAGAUGGGCGCCUUUCGCCGCCGCCACGCCCCCACCUCCGGCCACCACUGUGUUCCUCCGUGGUGCUGGAGCCAAUGGACGCUGCCGUCACGUCGUCGCCGACAUCGCCCUUGGAGGUUGUUGCUCUGCCUCCUCGUCCGAGCAUACCCAGUGGCGGAGUCUUUCUCGUGACGAGAAAGGCAGGAGGCUUAUCCAGGCAGCUCAGGGCGGUGAAACGGAAGAGCUGAGGGCUCUGCUAGCAGCGGGGGCAGAUGUGGGGUCGAUGGACGGCGACAGGAGGACAGCUCUGCAAUGGGCAGUGUGGGAGGGACACGAGGAAGCGGUGACGUAUCUACUGGAGAGUGGAGCAGAGGUGAAUGCCCGGAACGUCAGGCACAACACGCCUCUGCACUCAGCCGCAAGUGUUGGCCAUGCGGCUGUGGUGAGGCUGCUUAUGAGGGCCUCUGCUGACGCCAACAUCAGAAAUCUAUCGGGAUAUACGCCGCUGCACUGGGCGGCACAAGAAGGCCACUUACAAGGGGCGACUGUGCUGCUGGAGUUUGGAGCCAACAUGGAGGCUAGGGACGAUGAGGGGAAUACACCCCGUCAGCUUUCCAGGAAGAGCAACCAUCAGCAACUGGUACAGUUGCUAACAUGA